GAGAAACUGAAGUGUAGUUGAGCUGUUGUGUGUUUGUGUCUCUGUAUCCAUGCAGUAAAAUGGCAGAAGCCAGAAUUUCUCAGGAUGAGUUCAUGUGUCCAGUGUGUCUGGAUCUCCUGAAGGAUCCAGUGGCCAUUCCCUGUGGGCACAGUUACUGUAAGAUCUGUAUUACAGGCUGCUGGGAUCAGGAGGAUCAGAUGAGAGUCUACAGCUGCCCUCAGUGCAGACAGACCUUCAGUCCAAGACCUGCUUUAGCUAAAAACACCAUUCUGGCUGAAAUGGUGGAGAAACUGAAGAAGAUUAAACUUCCUGCUGACUGUUACGCUGGAGCUGGAGAUGUGCAGUGUGAUGUCUGUACUGGAAGAAAACACAAAGCCGUCAAGUCCUGUCUGGUGUGUCUGAACUCUUACUGUCAGAAUCACCUUGAACAACAUGAGAGUUUGUUUAAAGGAAAGAGACACAAUCUGACUGAAGCCACUGGACGACUGCAGGAGAUGAUCUGCCAGAAACACGACAAGAUCCUUGAGGUUUUCUGCCGCACUGAUCAGCAGUGUAUAUGUGUGCUGUGUAUGAUGGAUGAACAUAAAAACCACGAUACUGUAUCAGCUGCAGCACAGAGGACAGAGAAACAGCACCAGCUGAAGGAGACACAGAGGUCGUUCCAGCAGAGGAUCCAGCAGAGAGAGGAAGAUCUUCAGCAGCUGAGAGAGGCUGUGGAGUCUCAUAAGCGCUCUGCACAGACAGCAGUGGAGGACAGUGAGAGGAUCUUCACUGAGCUCAUCCGCUCCAUUGAGAGAAGCCGCUCUGAGGCCACACAGCGGAUCAGAGAUCAGGAAAAGACUGCAGUGAGUCUAGCUGAAGGACGACUGGAGCGACUGGAGCAUGAGAUCAAUGAUCUGAGGAGGAGAGACGCUGAGCUGGAGCAGCUUUCACACACACAGGAUCACAUCCAUUUCCUGCAGAGUUUCCAGUCUCUCUCAGCUCCUCCUGAAUCUACAGAUGUAAAUGACGAUCCCUUCAGUUCUCUCUCCUCUUUUGAUGGUGUGAGAGAAACUGUCCAUCAGCUGAGAGACAAACUGAAGGAUUUCUGCAAAGAGGAGCUGAAGAAGAUCUCUGACAGAGUCACUUUCACCAACAUUGUUCCCAGAACCAGGAACGACUUCCUACAGUAUUCCCAUCAGCUCAAUCUGGAUCUGAACACAGUGAAUAAACUCCUCCAUCUGUCUGAGAAGAACAGAGUGAUUACUGGCACUGUCACAGAGCAUCCGUAUCCUGAUCAUCCAGACAGAUUUGAUGGAUAUAAUCUUCAGGUGUUGUGUAGAGAGAGUGUGUGUGGACGCUGUUACUGGGAGAUUGAGAAGAGUGGGUAUGAUGUGCAUAUAUCAGUGUCAUAUAAGAGCAUCAGCAGGAAGGGAUCGGGUAAUGACUGUGUGUUUGGAUAUAAUGAUCAGUCCUGGAGUUUGAUCUACUUUUCCUCCAGUUACUCAUUCAGACACAAUAACAUAGAGACUAAACUCCCAGUAAUGUCCAUCAUCAGGAGAAUAGGAGUGUAUGUGGAUCACAGUGCAGGAACUCUGUCCUUCUACAGCGUCUCUGGAGACACAAUGAGCCUCAUCCACACAGUCCAGACCACAUUCACUCAACCGCUCUAUCCUGGGUUUUAUGUUGGUCUUUUAUCAUCAGUGAAACUGUGUUGA
Megalobrama amblycephala (Wuchang bream) is the source of this 1697-nucleotide messenger RNA. Its product is annotated as tripartite motif-containing protein 16-like. NCBI's taxonomy places the organism in Eukaryota, Metazoa, Chordata, Actinopteri, Cypriniformes, Xenocyprididae. The transcript has 6 exons. The record is from RefSeq and is a predicted model, not a curated record. The coding region runs from base 60 to 1697 and encodes 545 amino acids. Gene Ontology annotation, molecular function: zinc ion binding; protein binding.